UAAAUUCAGUACUCUCCCUUGCGUUCUAAGUUUCAAGCGCCGUCAUAGUAUUUGGAGAGUCUUAAGAGUUUCGGAGUUUAUUCUACUGCUACGUAGAGAUAAGGAAAUAGUGGUGAACUACCACAAAAAGAGGGGUAAAAUAGUCAAAAUCAAAAUGUCGACUGAGUUACAGCUGCCUCCUGGUUUCAGAUUUCAUCCGACGGAUGAGGAGCUCGUGACGCACUAUUUAUGCCGGAAAUGUUUGUCGCAGCCAAUAGCCGUCCCGAUUAUCGCGGAAAUCGAUCUUUACAAAUUUGAUCCUUGGGACCUCCCAGAUUUGGCUUUAUACGGAGAAAAGGAGUGGUACUUUUUUUCGCCGAGGGAUAGGAAGUACCCGAACGGUUCAAGGCCGAACCGAGCAGCGGGAAGCGGGUACUGGAAGGCGACUGGUGCCGAUAAGCCGAUUGGACAGCCAAAACCCUUGGGAAUUAAGAAGGCUUUGGUGUUUUACGCCGGGAAAGCUCCUAAAGGGGAGAAAACCAACUGGAUUAUGCAUGAGUAUCGGUUAGCCGACGUCGAUCGCUCGGCUCGUAAGAAGAACAGCUUAAGGCUGGAUGACUGGGUCUUAUGUCGCAUAUACAACAAGAAAGGAAGCGUCGAGAGGCAGCAAAAUCAAGCCGCUAACCGGAAAAUGAAUUCACCGGUAAUGGAGGAGGAUAGGAAACCUGAUAUAUUUUCAAAGGGCGUGAACAAAUCAGCACUUCCUCCGAAUCCGGCGGCGGCUGCGACUGGAACGGUUAAUGAUUACGUGUACUUCGACACGUCGGAUUCGGUGCCGAAGUUGCACACGGACUCGAGCUGCUCGGAGCAAGUGGUGUCACCGGAAUUCACCUCCGAGGUGCAGAGCGAGCCAAAAAUACAACCUUGGGAUAACAAUAACCUCGGGUUUCCGUAUAAUUACUUAGAUGCCAAUAUGGACUUGAGCUUCAGUUCUCAGUUUCAAAGCAGUAAUCAGCUGUCGCCGUUGCAGGAUAUGUUCAUGUACCUUCAGAAGCCAUUUUAAAGUGGGACCGUAUAAGUUGGGCGAUGUGGGGCCAAGAUUUGAUAGAAUUGGUAUUUGGUAUUGUAGAAAGCCUUGAACGGUAACACGAGACGAAAGUCCAUGAGUGUGCCUGUGCAGGGUCGACUAGCUGAUCGGAGGGGUAGUUAUUGGAGAUACAGUUGUAGUUUUUGGCCGUUGGAUCGUGCUGAUCGGAAAAUCUGCAUUAUAACAAUUAGCAUGUGUACACUGUUCUGUACAGCAUGUGUAUGUAGAUAAGCAAAAUGUUGUUGGGUUUCUAAAAAAUUCUUAAUAUUUUGUAAUGGGUUAGGCUUUCUCUAUUCUAUUAUAUGGAAAAAGGCGUAUUGCCCUUUCCUUUUUUAUUCUAUUUUA
Messenger RNA from Pistacia vera, 1411 nucleotides. RefSeq names its product NAC domain-containing protein 2-like. The transcript has 3 exons. Gene Ontology annotation, molecular function: DNA binding. Gene Ontology annotation, biological process: regulation of DNA-templated transcription. Bases 155 to 1042 code for a protein of 295 amino acids. The record is from RefSeq and is a predicted model, not a curated record. NCBI's taxonomy places the organism in Eukaryota, Viridiplantae, Streptophyta, Magnoliopsida, Sapindales, Anacardiaceae.